Molecule: messenger RNA, 2301 nt
Organism: Patella vulgata (common limpet)
Lineage: Eukaryota; Metazoa; Mollusca; Gastropoda; Patellidae
Exons: 15
Coding region: 139-2232 (697 amino acids)
Biological process (GO): RNA processing
Cellular component (GO): nucleoplasm
Molecular function (GO): RNA binding
Source: RefSeq, a predicted model, not a curated record
UAAAUUUUGCUAGUUAAAGACUUGAAUGUUCAAGACUGUUAUAUGGUUGUGUCUGAAAAGAGUGCUAAAAAGUUUAAAAUUAAUAGAUCAGAUGACAUAAUACACAACGUUUUAUGAUCGAAUAUUUAAUAGAUCAGUAUGAGUUUUAGGGGAAGACAAUCAUGGAACCCAGGAAAAGGUGGAGCAUCAAAUCAGAAAUCUGUAUCACAACAGGUCAUUGAUCAAGAGAAGUUGAUAGAAGAAAAGAAAAGACAAAUCCAAGAGAAAUUAGCAGCAGCAGCUCAACAACAGAAUGUAACAGACCAGUCAAAUACAGCAUCAGUACCUUCAAGUCCUAUGGUUGGUAAACUGCCAGGAUUAAAGAGGACAUCCUUUGCUAUAAUAAACCAAAGUCAACCUAAUAGUAAAAAGAAACUAUUAGAACAAGCUAUAAGAAAGUCCCAGCAGCCUUCAGCAUCUAUGACAAGUUCAUUGAAACCUAAACCAGUGAGAUUCGAACUUGGGAAUCGUUCCAAUUUGCCUAAACCUGAAGAGUUUGCUGAUAAUGGUUCAGAAAGUAGUUCAAAAGCUAUUUAUAGCCAACAGACAAAGACUAAUAGUUAUCCACAUCAACAAAACAUUUCUUCUAACUUCCCUGGUAAUGAUUAUAAUCUCCAUAGAAAUGAAUAUGGAACGGUGUCCAAAGUGAAAACUGAACAGACUUCUAAUACAUAUGGUUCAAGUGUUAACGCUUAUGGUUCACAAUCCAGUGUUAAUAAAUUCAGUUCUACAAAUGUUAAUGCUUAUGGUUCGCAGCCCAGUGUUAAUGAGUAUGGUUCUUCAAGUGUUAAUGAGUAUGGUUCUGCGAGUGUAAAUGAAUAUGGUUCAAGUGCGUAUGGUUCAUUGAAUGAAUAUGGUUCUGCAGCCCAUCAAGGACAAGCCAAUGAAUAUGCUUCUAGUAGAUCUGAUCACAGUAAAUCAUUAAGUAGUAUGAAACAAAUUAAAUCAGAAGAUGAAUAUGAUCCGUCUGCUCCAACAGAAGAUACACCAGAAAAAGAAGAGAGUAAACAGAAAUUACAAAUAUCAAUCCAGUCGAAAUCCAGUUCAUCAAAUAUCCAAAAGCGACCGACAGUGUCCCAAAAUCUAUCUUCUGUAUUUGACCAAGAUUUCAAGAUUAAAUCGGAAGUUUCUCCUACAGUAGAUGCUGACCUGAAAUCUACCAUUGAUGAACUGGUUGCCACACUGGUUAAAGGUGGUAUACUCAUGAUACAGAAAGUUAUGACUCAAUACAAGAAUGAUCCUAAAUAUUGGUUUUUAUAUAAAGAAGAUUCCGAAGCUCAUAAAUAUUUCUGUUUAAAGAUGCAGACAGCUCCACCUAAACAUGAUGGUAAUGAAGCUGAUAUGGAAGAGAAUGAUGAGUCCCAACAGAAGCGAGCUAAAAGAAAGAGAAAAAGCAGAUGGGGAUCAGAUGAACCAGCUGUUAUAAAACCUACUAUACCUGUUCCUACUGGUGCUGGUCUAGUUACUAAUAUACAGCUGGGAGGACUUUCUACAGUACAUAAACCACCAGUUCAUCAUUAUCCUACUGUUCAAGAUUUUGCCAGGAAAAUGGUGGGAAGCGAUAAUAUAAGCCCUGAACAAAUGCAACAGAUUAGAGAACAGAAGGAGUUAAACAUGAUGUACGAGUUGAUAAUUGCUCAGAAAAAAGCUAAAGAGGCAGCUGUAAUGGCAGAAGUUCCUGGCAUCAAAGUUAAACCUAAAUAUGAAUAUGAUUCUGAUGAAGAAGUAGAGGGUGGUACUUGGGAACAUAGGCAAAGAGCUUCAGAAAUGAAUGCAACUAAAGAAUGGGCUGAUCAGUUAACAGAUACAAACAGAGGAAAACAUUUUAUUGGAGAUUUUCUUCCACCUCAAGAGUUGGAGAAAUUUAUGGAGACAUAUAGAGCUUUAAAAGAAGGACGUACACCAGAUUAUUCUGAUUAUAAAGAGUUUAAGAUAACUUGUGAGAAUAUUGGUUAUCAGAUGUUACAGAAACUAGGUUGGAAGGAAGGAGAGGGUUUAGGACCUGAAUCACAGGGUAUUACACAACCUGUUAAUAAGGGCAAUACCAGCGUUGAUAAUAUGGGCUUAGGUAUUGAAAAACAGGCAAAUUUAAACCAAGAUGAUGAUGAAUUUGAUGCCUACAGAAAGAGAAUGAUGUUGGCUUAUAAAUUCAGACCUAAUCCAUUGAAUAAUCCCAGAAGACCAUACUACUGAUUUACAUAUUUGACACUAUUAUGAAGAAAGAGAAAUAAACUACACUAUAAUAAAGAAAAUUAAAACCUG